AUGUAUUUUUCCUAGGGAAUCCCCAACCGUCAUCGUCCCUGAUACCAUUACACAGUGGAUUGGAAGUGGGUUCUGUAUCUCCUCAACGACUGGCUUUGGUAUCUCCGAACCCUUCUCAGUGACAGCUUACAAACCGUUGUUUGCGGAUUACAAUCUCCCGUACUCUGUCAUACGAGGCGAGGAACUGGAGCUUCAAAUCAACAUCUUCAACUACUUAGAAAAGUGCUUACCGGUUGAGGUAACUCUGACUCCGUCUGCUAAAUUUGAGAUCAAAGAGAAAUCCAACAGCAAAUACACUUGCGUAUGCAGCAGCUCUGAACCAACCCAAGUGACCUUUAACGUUCGGCCCACAGCAUUAGGGGACGUUGAUCUGGAAACAACUGUGAUCGUUGUGUAUGACCAGACUGUAUGCGGAGAGAAACCUGUUGAAACUGAUGUAAGACACAGUGAUGGACUAAGCAAACCUAUUCUCGUAGAGCCUGAAGGAGAGGAGGUGGAGGAAUCGCUUAGUUUGUACUUCUGUCCAAAAGAAGAGAAAGGCGGCACAUUCAGGCAUACAUUUGAGAUCUCAGUUCCGGUGGAGUAUGUUACGGACUCGGGCAGAGUUACUAUAUUCUUGUCAGGGGACAUUCUCGGCAAUAGUCUUGCGAACAUCGACAGACUGCUCAGGAUCCCGUCUGGAUGCGGUGAGCAGAACAUGAUCGGGUUUGUACCAAACAUCUACGCGCUCCAGUACCUCCAAGCGACCGAACAAGCUGACCAAUCACAAGUCAACAAAGCCUUGUCAAAUAUGAGGAAAGGAUACCAGAAGCAGCUCAAUUACCGGCGUAGCCUCGGGUCUUACUCAGCGUUUGGUAACCGGGACCCAUCAGGGAGUGCAUGGCUGACAGCCUAUGUGAUUCGCUCCUUCGCUCAGGCCAGUCCAUUCAUUACCAUCGAUACAAAGGACCUUGACGUCAGUAUUAAUUGGCUGUACAACACCCUCGGACAAGAGGAGAAUGGGUGUUUCCGGUCAAGGGGUCGCGUAAUCCACAAAGAGAUGCAGGGUGGAGUGAAUGAUGAGGUGACUUUGACAGCGUUCAUAGUCGUUAGCUUACUGGAAGCCCAGCAGCCUUUGGAAACCCAGGCUAUCCAAGACGCGUUGUCCUGUAUCCGCAACUCUAUCGGCAGUUUGGAAGACACAUACACUGCCGCCCUCAUCGCCUACGCCCUGAGUAUAGCUAAGGAUCCCAACGUCAAUAAAGUUCUGGAAUACCUCGAAUCAGUCGCCAAAAAUGAAAAUGGAGUGAGAUACUGGGUAAGCAGCCGAACCCAGACUCCGGGAUCGCGUAGAUACAACCGUGGUGCAACCGCUUCCUCCCUCAGCAUUGAGAUGACCGCGUACGUACUCCUAACCUACAUCAAUGUUUACGGUCAUGACGCCAUAGCCCGCGGCUCGGCUAUCUCCAAGUGGAUUGUCUCACAGCAAGGCCCUAACGGAGGGUUUAAAUCGUCUCAGGACACCGUCGUCGCCAUUCACGCUCUCGCUGAGUAUGCCCGUCUUGUGUUCGGCGGCGAGUCUAACCUGGGUAUUGCGUUUAGCUACCAGGAGCCUUUUUCGUUGAACUCAAUAUUCAUCAUCCAUGAUGGAAAUCGUCUCGUUCUCCAGCGGGCCGACCUCGACCAACUUCCAAAGGCCAUCGACGUCAUCGCUAUUGGCGAAGGAUGUGCCCUUCUUCAGGUUAUCAUCCGAUAUAACGUUCAUCCGGCUCUUCCUCCCGCACCAGCCUUCGACAUCAGUUUUAACGUGGGUCCAACGACGCAACAACUUGAAGACGCCUGCCAAGAAAGCUUUAAUCUCAAUGUGUGUGUGAGGUAUCUCGGUGAUGAUGGAUUUUCCAACAUGGCCAUGGUCGAGGUGAAGCUAGUUACUGGUUUCGUUCCUGAACAAAAGUCCUUUGAUUUACUGAAGAAUGGGUUCUACCCAGAACUCACUAGGGCUGAACAAAGAGACAAGAAGGUCGUCUUGUACUUCAACGAGUUUAACGCCAAACCGUUGUGCUUUGAUCUGGAGGUUAGACGUGUCCAUCACGUCACAGAUCCAAGCCCGGUCUCAUCACGGUUUACGACUACUACGCGCCAGAUGUCAUUCUCUCCACCGAGUGGCACAUGGAAUGUGUAAUCGAAGCGAAAGGUGUACCUCUUCAACUACCUGCGGUCGAAGAGCCUGAGGAGCUACCACCCGGCGACCAGUUAUAAGCACUACCAGUGCAGUAGGAGGUUAUCCAAGUCCUUCCUACUGAUGCAGACCAGGCUUAACUUAAUAGGGAACCUGGUGUCAUUGGUGACAUGUUAGGUGACUAACAAUAAAUCGAAUAUUGAUUUAAUGUCUCAAUGUUCUUUAAGCAUAUAUAGGUGAAGGGUAAAUAAAAUAUUGUUUUGAGAAUUGUCACAUUUGGUUUAAGUUUAUUCUUUAAUCAUUAAAUUAUUUAUACACAUUAUAAACUUAAUUUAAGUCAACUGAGACAUCCAGUAGGCUUUAGUUAUUAGA
Molecule: messenger RNA, 2530 nt
Organism: Strongylocentrotus purpuratus (purple sea urchin)
Lineage: Eukaryota; Metazoa; Echinodermata; Echinoidea; Camarodonta; Strongylocentrotidae
Product: alpha-1-macroglobulin-like
Exons: 15
Coding region: 698-2161 (487 amino acids)
Cellular component (GO): extracellular region
Source: RefSeq, a predicted model, not a curated record